UUCAAUCUUCGACAUCGUUCCAUCCAUCCUACAGCACCAGGCAGCUUCGCACCAGGACCACGGAUAUACAAUCUCCAAGGAGCACGUACUAAGAUAAAAACCAAGACAUACGUGAUGGAAGCCAGGCUCCAAAAGCUCAAGGUUACAGACCUCAAAGAAUUACUUGCCAAAUAUCACUUACCCCAGACCGGGAAGAAGGAUGAUUUGGUCAAGAGGCUUCUUGAGAACAACAUCUCCUAUGAAGAACCUCAGGAAGAACUGAUCGACCCUGAUGCGCCUAUAAGCGGCACAAACGUUCCUAAAACAAUACCACAGGUCACCACCGCUCCAGCGGCCCCUGAUACUUCACUCAUUGACCCUCCUCGCACUUCUGAUGCUAGCGCAUCAGAGUUGCCUGCUGCUGAAACAAACGAUAUUCUUGCCCCUGCUCCCUCUACGGAGCCUGAAGUGGAGCUCACCCCUGAUCAAAAAGCUAUGAAGGCACGAGCUGAACGCUUCGGUAUCCCUUUCAAUUUGCCCAAACCCUCCGCUACCAAGCCUGCAAAGACCGAAAAGGCCGAAUCAAAACCAGCUGAAACGAGAGAAAAAGCUGCGUCCAUUAAUAAGGACUCUCUUGGGCUGAGUGAUGAUAUUCUUGCCAAGAGGGCGGCCAAAUUUGGAUUGCCUGAAAAGAAGGAAGCCGGAAAGCCUGCAUCUAAACCGGAGAAAAAAGCCGAGGAGGUUGACCCUGAAUUGGCCGCCAAGCUUGCCGCUGAAGAGGAGAAGAAGAGGAAGCGUGCUGAGAAGUUCGGGUCAAACAAACCGCCAGUGGUGGAGGAAACAGAGGGUCAAAAUGCGGCCUCUGAGCCUGACACCAAAAAAGUAAAAGUAUAGGUGAGUCCCUGCUGACUUUUUCUUGGACGCGGUGUGGUAGGCUAUAGUGCCUCGGGAUUGUGGUGCAGGGAAAUUGAUUAUAAGGAAAUGGCAAUAUAUGUAGCUGUAUGCAUGACACAUAUUUUUCUGAG
Messenger RNA from Cryptococcus deneoformans JEC21, 1004 nucleotides. Its product is annotated as expressed protein. Gene Ontology annotation, cellular component: nucleus. The coding region runs from base 115 to 873 and encodes 252 amino acids. The record is from RefSeq and is a predicted model, not a curated record. Gene Ontology annotation, biological process: poly(A)+ mRNA export from nucleus. The transcript has 6 exons. Lineage: Eukaryota; Fungi; Basidiomycota; Tremellomycetes; Tremellales; Cryptococcaceae.